AGCAAGUGUCAUUUCAGUGAGAUACAUUUCAGUCAAGUCUCGACGGUGAUUUAUAAACGACUCAUUUUUAAAAGUUGAUCUCAGAUUUGAUAAGUAUAUAUAUUAUAAAAUAUUGGAUAUCUUGUUUUCUUCUUGUUCUCCCGAACUCGAGAACAAUGCCAGAUAGUAUGUCCGAAAAAGUGGAAAGUGUGAAAGACAGAAGAAAGAGAUUGGCAAAGCAGAUAUGCAUCGUGAUUCUUGCCAGCCUCGGUCACUUAUCAAUUGGAAGCAACAUAACUUUCCCUUCUGUGGCUGUGAGCGACCUGGAAAACUACAACACCACCAUCACAGGAGAUCAACUUAUACUUACGGACACAGAAAAGGAUAUGAUGGGGAGUCUGGUGUCUUUGGGGUCCCUCCCGGGGGCGUGGCUAGCAGGGUUCCUCAUGGCUGUGAUUGGGCGGCGCUAUUCCAAGAUCCUUUCGGGCGUGGUCUGCUUCGCGUCGUGGAUGGGCGUAGCUUUCUUGCCCACGCCCAUUACGCUGCUCGUGGCAAGGGCCAUUGCAGGGGUCGCUAGUGGCAGUAUGUCCGUGGCAGGAAACACGUACGCUGUGGAGAUGGCAGAUGUCGAAAUACGUGGAGCUAUAGCGCUGAUCCCCACCGUUGCUCUUAUGCUUGGCCAAGUGCUAACCGUGGUCAUAGGCUACGUGGCCAGGUACUACGUGGUCGCGCUGGUGUGCUCUACGAUUCCUUUGGCCUACGUGGUGGCUAUGGCUCUGCUCCCGGAGUCCCCGGCUUUUCUCGCUGUCACAGGUCGUGAAAAGCAAGCUCGGAAGACCCUCAUAAGACUGCGUGGAGAGCAUGCUGACGUUGAUGCUGAGAUCGAGGGCUUCCGCACGAUGAACGCCGGCGCCGAGGGAAGGUCCUUGUGGCGAGGACUCCUACAGGCGGACGUCGCGAAGGGCUUGGGCGCCGUCUGCGGACUCUUCCUCGUACAGGCCUUCACGGGUUACUUCGUGUUCACCGUCAACGCCUCGCGGUUCUUCAAGGAAGCCGGUUCUUCCAUUGACGAGAAUCUUGCUGCAAUCAUCGUCAUGGUCGUCCAGUUUACGGUGACCAUCUUCGCUUCGCUUAUCAUAGACAAAAUCGGGCGACGGAAAAGUCUGUUCGUGUCGUUCGUGUCGAUGAUUCCCUUCCUGAUCGUCAUGGCGGUGUACGUCGGGAUCACGGGGGAAGGGGAGGAGAAUGGAGGAAGAGGAAGGCCGGCGUUCCACCCCUUGGCAUGGGCGAGGCAGGGGUUGACAGGGGCAGACGAGUACCAGGUAGGGGAUGAUUGGGCACGGGCAGGGGACACCGAACCCACUCCCUACGGUUGGGUACCCCUGGUGGCUAUGAUGCUGUUCUUAGUCGGGUCGUGUUUUGGCGUGAAUCCCGUCCCUUAUAUUCUGGCCAAUGAGUACUUUCCCACGGGGAUUCGGUCGCAGGCAAGCAGUGUUUGUAUUUCCAUCAGUACAAUAAUGAACUUCGUGGCAUUGCAAGUGUACACUCCAAUGCAAGACGGUCUCACACAGGCAGGAUUGUAUUCCUUCUACGCCGCUGUGUGUGCGAUCGGAAUCCCUUAUACUUAUUUCUUCAUAAGGGAAACGAAUGGCAAGCAGAUAGGAUAGAGGAUUGAGGAUCUUUCGUUGGCUAUAGACAGUGGAUGGUUUGAUUGUGUUUUUUUUUUUUUUUGUUUAGAGUUAGGGUGAUCGAAGUUAUUUAUUUUUUUGUGUGGUUCGUUAAUGAUGUUAAUGAUGUA
This is a messenger RNA of Penaeus indicus, 1777 nucleotides long. Its product is annotated as facilitated trehalose transporter Tret1-like. Lineage: Eukaryota; Metazoa; Arthropoda; Malacostraca; Decapoda; Penaeidae. Gene Ontology annotation, biological process: transmembrane transport. Gene Ontology annotation, cellular component: membrane. The transcript is spliced from 12 exons. Gene Ontology annotation, molecular function: transmembrane transporter activity. Bases 156 to 1646 code for a protein of 496 amino acids. The record is from RefSeq and is a predicted model, not a curated record.